Messenger RNA from Didymodactylos carnosus, 615 nucleotides. NCBI's taxonomy places the organism in Eukaryota, Metazoa, Rotifera, Eurotatoria, Philodinida, Philodinidae. The record is from the annotation of a GenBank genome assembly.
AUGUCUGUCGAACGUCCUGAUAUUUUUAAGUCUGGAUGGCUGUACAGAAGUUCACAUCCUCAAAAAGGUCUCAAAUGGAAACGAGGUUGGACAGUAUUGAGUCGGGAUGGUGCAUUACGUUUUUUCCCCGAUAUAUCAUCAACAGUCGCCGACGAUCUAAUAUAUUUAACUGAUCCAUCGCUGACUAUUCUUACUAGUGAACAAUUACAGACAAUUAUUCAGCUUCCAAAAGAUGUUCAAAAACUAAAUCAGAAUCCGAUAUUUAAACUAGCCACAACAUCCAAACAAUGGUUAAUGUCAGCUGAGAGUGAUGAUGACCUGAUUGCAUGGAAAACAAUGUUUGAGAGUGUGAAAUCAAACCAUGCAACAAAUUUACUUUAUACAAAUAUACCAAAUUUACAAAUAAAUUCAGCAAAACAAAUAAUUUAUUUUCAUGAUGAACAUGUUCCAUCUUACAUUUUCUUUUCGGACACGAGCGGACAUCAAAAUACAGUUAUUAUACAAGAUCCAAGAGGAGGAAGCAGACGCUUUAACGAUGAUUUUACGAUUGGUGCACUUACUGGAAUGAUAAUAUGGCCAUUCUGGAUCCCGUUCUGCUUUCCUUGGGGCUGUUAA